Sceloporus undulatus (fence lizard) is the source of this 3286-nucleotide messenger RNA. RefSeq names its product centromere protein C (gene CENPC). The transcript has 17 exons. The record is from RefSeq and is a predicted model, not a curated record. Lineage: Eukaryota; Metazoa; Chordata; Lepidosauria; Squamata; Phrynosomatidae. Gene Ontology annotation, biological process: spindle attachment to meiosis I kinetochore; attachment of mitotic spindle microtubules to kinetochore; kinetochore assembly. Bases 1 to 2613 code for a protein of 870 amino acids. Gene Ontology annotation, cellular component: kinetochore. Gene Ontology annotation, molecular function: centromeric DNA binding.
AUGUGGGGAGAGGUGUUCCACCAAAAACAAGAUGUUGGUCUAAAAGGGGAAAAUGUACUGAAAUAUAUACAAGGCUGCUUUGAAACUUGUGCCAAGGACUUCAUAAUAUGUUCUCCUACUGUAUCAUGUUCCUCAUCCUCCAGUUUUGGGAAGGACCAGGAUGAAGGUCCAUUUCAAAGGGAAGAGCAGGAACAACCAGCACCACAAAUCCAUGUGCAGAAUGCAUUUAAUACCAUCAUUUGCUUACCAUCAUCAAAUCAAAAAGACCUAUGUCCAGGUGAGAAUGUAUCAGAAGAUGAAGAAGGACUGAAUACAAGCCAUGUUCUAGAUGAUGAUGAUGAUUUUGAUAUAUCCUUAGGAUCACCUGCUCUCCUGCUGGAAGAGGAGAAAUGUGAAGAAAAGCCUUCAACAUCACAGUGUGAAGGAAUGUUAAAUUCUGGUGAAGAUAAAUUUGUGUUUGCUGUGAAUGUAGAGCAGGACAAAGAUGUUGCACAGUAUGAGAUGUGUCAUGAAAGGAAAGAAACAAAGGAGCUUUCUGCUGUAGAACCAAAAUCUUCAGCAGCACCUUCCCAUCAAAACAAGAUGUCUGAGUCCCUAGCAUCAUCAGAAGAUAUGAGAACUUAUUUUACACAGAGAAAUACCGCCAAUGUAGAGCCAGAAGACGACUGUGAAUUUUUGAUAGAAGAGUCAUUUGGAAUCUCUUCUAAAUCUUGGAUUUCAGCCUCGCAAAAGAAGAAACAAAAACCACAGAAAAAGAGCUUAAUAUCUGCACCAUCUCGACAAAAAAGGGAAGUGAGCCAGCAUAGUGCAAGAAAAAAAGAUAAAAGAACAUCAGAGAAACUUGUUACACCAACCGCUAUAAAGCAAACCAAGAUGACAAAUGUUGCUGAAACCACUGUUGAUAAAAAGAAUAUUUCAGGGAGUAAUAAAAUUAUGUCUUUGGUAGAUGACCAGCCACUGUUGGUUUUAAAUACCACCCAAAAAGGAAAGCAGAAAAUAGAUUCCAAAGGUAAGGUGUCAGAAGAAAUAAGUACCAACAUUUCUACAAGUAUAAACCAAACAGAAGACCAUGCAGCUUUACUGGAAGAGGACAACAGUUUUUUAGAAGAACCACAAGCUGUUCUAAGGACAGCAGAAAGGUCACCUAACAGUAUGAGAACUGUGAAACACAAACACCCAAAAACAAAAACUUCAGCAGAAAAGCAAAACGAAGGGAGCCAGGAGAGGGCUUCUGUAAUCACAGCCUCAGAGAAUAGCCAGCCCUUCAAGAAUACAGACAUGUGCUCUGAGAAUUCAGUUUCUGUUUUAAAGCCCAUUUUGCCAGUGGAACCUGCAGAACAAAAGUCAUCCAAUAAAAAAUCACAACCUGCAAAGCAAAAGUCAUCCAAUAAAAAAUCACAACCUGCAAAGCAAAAGUCAUCCAAUAAAAAAGCACUUAAAAGGCAAAAGCCUGUAAGAACUACACAAUCUAAAAAACAACUGGAAACUCAGAAGAGCAGUCUUAAAGAACCUAUUAUUAGGGCAAGUAGAAGGAAGGAGAGAAUACUGGUUUCAAAGAGUUCUGAAAGUGAGCUUGAAGAUGAACAGUGUAAUGAAGGGGUUGACAAACAUUGUCCUUAUGAACUAAGACGUAUAACUAAUUCAAGGAAGCCAUCUCAAAAAACAAGACAGACUUCUUUAGUAAGUUCAGAAGAUAGCGAUUGUGAAAGUAUGUCUUGUGAAGAGGAUUCUUCUGAACAAUAUCUGACAGAAAAAAGAUUAUAUUCUUCCGCGGAGCAACAAAAAAGUGCUACAAGUUCAUUGCAAUCUUCUUCUCCAUCAGAUGUAAAUAUGAUCAAUGCCAGUGGCCCUCUUGAUAACAAAGCACACUCCAAGCGUAAGGAGACUUUUGACAGAGAUAUAUCAAAUACAGAUGAAUCUGAAGACUUCAUGAGGAAUUUGGGAGGAUUGGUUUCAAAUUCAUUAAAGCACAAAUUAGUCUUGCCCACCAACACACCAAAUGUUCGUCGGACCAAAAGAAUGCGUAUCAAACCACUGGAGUAUUGGCGUGGAGAACGUGUGGAAUAUAAGACAAGACCCUCAGGAGGCUUUGUAUUUGGUGGAAUAAUAUCACCUGAACAAAAAGAACCCAGAAAAUCUAAACCUAAAAAGACAGUAAAUCCUGUUGUGGAACUGGGUUUUGCAGAUACCUCAGUGCCAGAUACCUCAGUGUCUUCCUUAAAAGAUCCUGACCAGCCAGCUGUUGUAUUUGAUGUAGCAUCUAAUCAAGAGAUUCUUUUAGAAUGUGUGAAAAGUGGUAGUUCACACGUGUUUUUCGUCUGUAAUGAAGCAGUAUCCAUAUAUAAAUAUCUGAAUACCCCUUCCUUUUCUGUUGGCAAAAUGGUAUUAAAACCAUUAAAAGAAAAAGGACAGCAGUAUUCCCACACAGACACACUGGUUUUUCACAUUUCUCAAGGCAAACUUCUCUUGAAUCUGUAUGACCAGUGUUACUGUCUCACUGCUGGAGACUAUUUCUUUAUUCCACCUGGGAAUGUAUACAACAUUCGUAAUCUCUUGAAUCAAGAAUGUAUCAUUUGCUUCACACAGCUAAAAGGAAUGAGGUCAGAAAGUUAAUAAAAGUUGCCUUCAUGUCCAAAUUUCUUGGAAGACCUCAGAGAUCAUGAUGUUAAAAAUUGCAAGGGUUCUCAGGAUCGUGUUUCCUUGCUGGAUCCCCAGUUAUACAUUCCCAGAUAACAAAAUAAAUCCAGGCCAUUUUUGCAGCGGAACUGUGUGUUUUGUCUGAAGGUUUGAAAUGCACAAGUUCUCUGAUUUGUAAUAAAAAGUACAGUUACUUAAACGACACAAACUUUUAAAAACAGUUUUGAAACUUUGAAACCAAGGGCACUGUGUUCUUUCUAGAAAAAUAUGGCACUAAGUAGGAUGAGUAUGCAGAAUCUCUCAUGCUAACAGCUUCAGUGGCAUAAACCAAGCCUGCUGCUUCUACUACAACUGAAGCAUUGUUUUAUACUGGACAAGUGGGAGGAAGUUGUGUUAUGCCUUGAAAGCAAUUUGCUGCUCUGCUUUCCUGGUGCAGUACUGCUGCAGUGCUGGGGAUGAAGGCAGGGCUUCUCUAAGGUCUCUCAGAUAACCAUGCAAAUCGAUAUGGCAUGGUCAGAGUGGCAAAAAGGAUGAAUAACAUCUGUACAGGGAUACUUCAUUCUGUGCUUAAUAGCUUUGUUCAAAUGUUAGAUAUUGUUCUGCUUAUGCGGUUUGAUUCUUUUUAUAUGUAAAAUUUGAAAUUAAUAAA